CAUCACGGUCUCACCUACACCUCUGCUCAGAGCCGCGACGCCCCUCCCUCUCCCGGUCCACACCGAUAAAUGGGUUAAUGCUGUCACCAGGAGAAGACAAAUGAACCGAGCCACAACAGGAGAUCCCUUUCUUCCGAACUAGUCCCUCUUCGCUCGUCGUUGCUGCUUUAUCGAUUAAAGAAACAUUCUCCUUCAUUUGUUUUUGUGAUUCGGAAAAUAUUUGAUCUGCAAGAUUUAUUGAGACAGAGUAGCGGACUGGUAUCACCGGCGCUCCAGAUCCGUGGGCGACUGGGCAGGGAGGUGUCUGUCGAUCUGUCUGCUGCAGGAGUGAAUCAUUGCGUCGGGGCUCGGAAGAUUAGACACCCCGCUUAUCACCACUCCAACUCCCGGAGGUCUCUGAUGGUAUUUGGAGAUAGAGACGGAUAAGUGAGCCAAUUCAAAUAGAUUACAGCUAAGCUGAUAUCGUCUGUGCACCUAUCAAGUAGCCUGCCCUAUAGGAUUUGAAAUGGGUUUUUAAAAAGGCACUACAAGUCUCACUGGAUCACUUGGACCAGUGACGUUUUGGCGUUUGACAUAUCAGGUGAUCUUGAAGAGUGAAAAGAAAAGAUUUGAAGAUCAUUACAUUUUGGGGGGCAUCCCAAUCACUUCAAGAAAAUAGCUGUCUGAUAUGAGUGUAAACAGAGUCGAGUCUGGGUGACCUCCCCCCCACCCCCACCCCCCAGCCUGAUAAAAACGGAUUGAAUCUUAAUUGACCGGAUCAGCGUUUUAACAGAGAGAAGAUGCCGUUCCACCACGUCAGGUCUACUCUGCUCUACACUGGAAGUCUCCUGAGCCGGACACUGUCUGAAGGGAGCGAAACCUUCCAACUCACCAGCAUCUCCACAGAGGAGCUAGGAGAGAUCCGGGAGGCGUUCCGGGUGCUGGACCGGGAUGGGAACGGGUUCAUCUCUAAGCAGGAGCUGGGCAUGGCUAUGAGAUCCCUGGGGUACAUGCCCAGUGAGGUGGAGCUGGCCAUCAUCAUGCAGAGACUAGACAUGGAUGGUGAUGGUCAGGUUGACUUUGAGGAGUUUGUGACGAUAUUGGGACCCAAACUGCUGUCGUCUGAGACCAGAGAAGGUUUCCUUGGAAGCACCAUCGAUAACAUCUUCUGGCAGUUUGACAUGCAGCAGAUGUCCCUGGAUGAGCUGAAGCAGGUUCUGUUUCACGCAUUCCGAGACCACCUGACGAUGAAGGACAUCGAGAACAUCAUCAUCAACGAAGAGGAGAGCCUCAACGAGACAGGGAACUGCCCCGAGUACGAGGGAGUCCAUCCUAAGAAGAAGAACAGACAGACAUGCGUGAGGAAGAGUCUGAUCUGCGCCUUCGCCAUGGCCUUCAUCAUCAGCGUCAUGCUCAUCGCGGCCAAUCAGAUGCUGCGGAACGGCAUGGAGUAAGCCAAUCACACUGUGAGCCUGGGGAGUGGGCCUUACAGUUAUAUGACCUCACUUCCUCUCUCUGCAGCAAAAACAGGAAGACAGACCAGCCAGAACCCAAACACCUCUGUGAAGGACAACUAUCUGUUAUUUUAAUGAAGUUUGUUUUGAUUUAUAUCAUGAACAGUACACAGACAAGAGAGUGCAAGUACUGAAGGAUGCACACGGAAAAUGUCAUUUUCAGUGGAAAAAAGACAAAUCAAAUCAAUGCCACUAGGAGGACUUGAUGAACAGACUGGACAUGAUACAAAGCAAUCUUUUAUAUUUUGUGGGCAUAAAGGGAUUCCUUUCAUUUCUGUAUCAGAGAAGGCCACCCCUUUAAGAAUGAUUUUCUAACCACCCCUUUAAAAGAAAUGUUUUUUUUUUUUUACCUCCUAUUUAAAAGAUCAAUUGUCUAAUCAAAAGCAAUCUAUUGAACGUGCAUCAGGUGCUUUGAGCCAUUCCUAAUUUUUAACUGAACUUUUGGUUCUGGGUUUACUUCAGGAGGGCAACAUUACCUGACUGGCGCUCCUGCUGUUUAAUGUUUUAAACUGUAUCUAAACGUGUUAAUCUGUUCUUUUUAUUAUUAUUCUACUACUAUCUUAUAUUUACAUUUUAUAGUCACUCACCUGUGGACAUUAUACCAAUCGAUUUUUACACUGUAACAGAGAUGGUUCGCGAUUUGAGGACAAACUUGUGUUAGCUCCCAGAACAAACCCCUAGGCUUUAGCUCAGCUGACUUCCAUAGUCUUAAAUCACAUAGACAUCAUUCUACACCUGACAUUCCCUCCCUCACAAUGUUCCUACGGUAUAGUCAACUGUCUGUCUGUCUGUAUGUCUGUCUGUCUGUAUGUCUGUCUGUAUGCACUGCAUGUGACUCAGUGGAUAUUUAAAGGCACUGUAUGUAUGUACAGUAUUUACCGUAUGUCGUGUCACUACGUGUCCAUAGGGCGGUGUUCUGUGUAUGAUCAACUGUCCUCAAAGGCUUGGAACAUGAAACACCUGGCCUUCUUGGUCCAUGAAUAAUAAGGUUGUGGUCUGAAAUGUCUUUGACCAGGCCAUGUAAGAUUGCUUUUCAUUCCAGAAAGUUGUUGUUUUCCCCCCUCAGCCCACGUUCACUCGCCUUCACAGAUCUGACAGGACUGACUGGAUGGAUGAAACAACAUGGUGGAAUCUCCACCUCCUAUCCAAUCUGUCUGGAUGGAUGAAAGCAACAUGGUGGAAUCUCCACCUCCUAUCCAAUCUGUCUGGAUGGAUGAAAGCAACAUGGUGGAAUCUCCACCUCCUAUCCAAUCUGUCUGGAUGGAUGAAAGCAACAUGGUGGAAUCUCCACCUCCUAUCCAAUCUGACUGGAUGGAUGAAAGCAACAUGGUGGAAAGUCCACCUCCUAUCCAAUCUGUCUGGAUGGAUGAAAGCAACAUGGUGGAAUCUCCACCUCCUAUCCAAUCUGUCUGGAUGGAUGAAAGCAACAUGGUGGAAUCUCCACCUCCUAUCCAAUCUGUCUGGAUGGAUGAAAGCAACAUGGUGGAAUCUCCACCUCCUAUCCAAUCUGACUGGAUGGAUGAAAGCAACAUGGUGGAAUCUCCACCUCCUAUCCAAUCUGUCUGGAUGGAUGAAAGCAACAUGGUGGAAAGUCCACCUCCUAUCCAAUCUGACUGGAUGGAUGAAAGCAACAUGGUGGAAAGUCCACCUCCUAUCCAAUCUGACUGGAUGGAUGAAAGCAACAUGGUGGAAAGUCCACCUCCUAUCCAAUCUGACUGGAUGGAUGAAAGCAACAUGGUGGAAAGUCCACCUCCUAUCCAAUCUGACUGGAUGGAUGAAAGCAACAUGGUGGAAAGUCCACCUCCUAUCCAAUCUGACUGGAUGGAUGAAAGCAACAUGGUGGAAUCUCCACCUCCUAUCCAAUCUGACUGGAUGGAUGAAAGCAACAUGGUGGAAUCUCCACCUCCUAUCCAAUCUGUCUGGAUGGAUGAAAGCAACAUGGUGGAAAGUCCACCUCCUAUCCAAUCUGACUGGAUGGAUGAAAGCAACAUGGUGGAAAGUCCACCUCCUAUCCAAUCUGACUGGAUGGAUGAAAGCAACAUGGUGGAAAGUCCACCUCCUAUCCAAUCUGACUGGAUGGAUGAAAGCAACAUGGUGGAAAGUCCACCUCCUAUCCAAUCUGACUGGAUGGAUGAAAGCAACAUGGUGGAAAGUCCACCUCCUAUCCAAUCUGACUGGAUGGAUGAAAGCAACAUGGUGGAAAGUCCACCUCCUAUCCAAUCUGUCUGGAUGGAUGAAAGCAACAUGGUGGAAUCGCCAACACUUAUCCAAUCUGAAGGCUUGUUUUCUUGACACCUACUGUACCAGGGCCCAUAUUCACAAAGCAUCUCAGAGUAUGAAGGCUGAUCGAGGAUCAGUUUUCCCUUUUAAAUCAUAUUCAUUAAGACUAUAUAGACAGGGAGGGGGUGCUGAUCCUAGACUGAAUACGGGCCCAGUCAGAUGUCUUAGAUCUGUGAGACGGACUAGGGGAGUGAACGAGCUAGGGCAGAGGAAGAGAAGCAACCUUUUAUGAUGAACUACACGCUCAGACCUGGACAGAUCAAAUAUUUAUACUAAAAUAUAUAUUCCAUUACCUCUACAUCAAUAUGCAUGUAGUUGCUAUUUUAGUAUUCCUUUCCUUUGGAGGAUGAAGGUUAAAAUCAAUUCAACCUUUCCUAUGGCCUUGAUUUUAAAUGUGUGUACUGUGUGUAUGGACUACUAUUACAUUUCACUUUCAGAUUUAUACUGAAUUCUCUAUUUAUUCCAGCUAUUAAUCAAAUCAGAAUGCAGAGGGGAAUAUUUGGUCAUAAAUAUGCAAAUACAAGGUCACAUGGCCAUAAUCACCACCUAGCUGUUUCCAUCUCUUUUACACUGCUUGUCAUAGGACUGCAUGACUCACUGAGGCCUGGGGCCACAUGUAUCAAGCAUCUCUGAGUAGGAGAGGCUGAUCUAUGGACAGGAUGGAGCUGAUCAGUACUGCUACUUUCAAAUACAUACUGUUCUUCACACAGUAACGUGUUCAAGUCAAAGUGUAUUCGUUUGCAGAGGUCUUUCAUUGUUGAAAUGUUUUCACUCUCAAUACCACAUGUUUAGGCUACUAUAAUGUAUAGAUAUUGUUGGCCAUGUAGUGUAGUUCUUCACACUCAAAAUCAUCUUGCUGUCUCAGAUAUCUAAAUAUAUUUAUAUGUAAUUGCAAAGAAACAUUCUGGCCCAUUGGUACAUUAGUCUAUUAUUGUUAUAAGCCAUUAUGGUCCCUGACACCAGCAUCUAAUCGUAAUGUGUAUCUAUAUUAGUCAUAGUUUUAAUAUUGUAAAUGUUUCUGUCAUAUCUUUUCCAACCUGGUAAAGGGGAUGUACUUGGGCUAAGAGAGAGAGUCUAUAACCAGCACUGGUGGUUUGGAGACCUGUGAUUUUGCGAUCAGUGGAGGCUGGUGGGAGGAACUAUAGAAGGACAGGCUCAUUUUAAUGUCUGAAAUGGAACAGAGACAAACAUUCGAUUUGCAUAUGUUUGAUGUGUUUGAUACAGUUACAUUUAUUCCAUUCAAGCCAUUACAAUGAGCCCAUCCUCCUACAGCUCCUUUCACCAGCCUCCAUUGUUUGAGAUUAUAUAAAUGCCAAUAUGUUUAUGGAGAAAUCUAAAAAGAAAGAAAAAUAGCAAUAUUAAUGAUGGUAACAUACAAAUAAAGAUAUGUAGUCUGUACAAACAUAAUCAACCUGUGGUUAUGCAAUAAAAUCUUUUUUUAUAUAUAGAAACAAAAAACAGUUCUGUUUUUCUAGUGAAUGAAUAGACCACUUCCCAAUAGUCUUGUUUUACGUGUAUACCUUUCAUAACUUGGCCACUGGGUGGAGGCAGUGAGCUGCAUCUGACAGCGCUAUAGAUAAAUGAACCAUUCUACUGUACCUGUUUUAAGCCGCGUUUACACGUUGCACUAACAUGUGAUUUUAGUGAUCUGAUCAACAUGAUUCAAUUAUUUUCUAAUCAAAGUUUGCCAAGUCUACAUGUUGUAUUAAAAUAGCUGUGUUUACACAGCCAGACCAA
This is a messenger RNA of Salmo salar (Atlantic salmon), 5510 nucleotides long. Lineage: Eukaryota; Metazoa; Chordata; Actinopteri; Salmoniformes; Salmonidae. The record is from RefSeq and is a predicted model, not a curated record.